Messenger RNA from Drosophila busckii, 834 nucleotides. RefSeq names its product protein Tube. The coding region runs from base 1 to 834 and encodes 277 amino acids. Lineage: Eukaryota; Metazoa; Arthropoda; Insecta; Diptera; Drosophilidae. Gene Ontology annotation, biological process: signal transduction. The transcript is spliced from 3 exons. The record is from RefSeq and is a predicted model, not a curated record. Gene Ontology annotation, molecular function: protein binding.
AUGGAAAUGACAAACGGGCACGAGCUGCGGCGCGUCUACGACAACGAUAUCUAUAAACUGGCUAAAAUACUGGAUGUGAACAGCUGCUGGCGUAAGCUGAUGUCCAUCAUACCGAAGCGCCUGGACGCACAAGCUUGCAGCGCAGCAGGGGCGCUCAAGUACCAAGAAAUUUCCACAAAGGAAGGGCUUAAAUACACCGCCCAAGAAAUAAGCCUGAUUGAUGCAGAGCGUUUGUCGGCCGGCCAAAGCAUAUCACAGGUUAUGAUUGAUGAGUGGAAAAUCUCUGGCAAGCAGAACGAACGACCCACGGUUGGUGUAUUACUGCAGUUACUGGUGCAUUCUGAGAUUUAUAGUGCUGCCGAUUUUGUAGCAACACAUUUCCUUAAUGAACCAAAACCAGAUCGGCCUGUUGAUGGGCCAGCAGCGCACAUUAGUCUUGAUCUGAGUAGUGAGGAUCUAAGUCAAGACAUGGAGGUAGAUGAAGGUGCCAGCUUUCAGCCGAAUACAUCGGCCCUAAAUGCAGCUGCUGCCCAGGGACGCGGCACUGGUAUGAACUUGGAUUACUUUGACAAACAUAUGGUUAGGCGUGAUAAAAGCGUGCCACAACAGUUGGAGAAUGGGGCUUCUAGUUCAGUGCCUGUACCGCCGCCGCGAGUGUUAAAAUUUUCGCGCCAGCAAAGAAACACGGACAGCAGUGCUGUGCCGACAACAAAAACAACAAUCAAUACUGCCUCAUCUGCAUCUAUAACCCCGAACAUGCCUAAUCUAUCGAUUUUGAAUGCUAGAAGCGAAGAGCUGGCGCCUGCUAAUGUACAACACGACAAUUGUGUGUGA